This is a messenger RNA of Trifolium pratense (red clover), 3505 nucleotides long. Its product is annotated as copper-transporting ATPase RAN1-like. The transcript is spliced from 9 exons. The record is from RefSeq and is a predicted model, not a curated record. Gene Ontology annotation, molecular function: ATP hydrolysis activity; ATP binding; ATPase-coupled monoatomic cation transmembrane transporter activity. The coding region runs from base 366 to 3341 and encodes 991 amino acids. Gene Ontology annotation, cellular component: membrane. Lineage: Eukaryota; Viridiplantae; Streptophyta; Magnoliopsida; Fabales; Fabaceae. Gene Ontology annotation, biological process: monoatomic cation transport.
AUACAACAAAUCUCCCUCCAACUCCAACAAAACAAUAAUCUCCAAUCCAUUUCACCUUCCACUUUCGUUAACAAAUUGCUGUCUUCACCUAAUACAUUAUCAUCAUUAACAAUUAAUUAAUUAAUUAACAACAAAUUUAAAUUAAUUAAUUAAUUAACAAAAUUAUAUUAAUCAAAUUUACAAAUAUUAUUGCUGUCUCACCAUCUCCAUCGGAAACUGUUUUUUUCUUUCUUCUUCAUUUUUUUCUCUCCAAUUUCCUUCCACCUUUUUUCCCUCUUUAUAUAUAACACAUCUUUUCUUUUUCCUUUCUCUCGUAAUUCACCUCACAACAUUCAAAUUACAUUCUCUCUUUCUCUCUAAUCAUCAUGGCGCCGAGCAUUCAACUAACUUCCGCCGGCGCCGGUAACGACUCCGACUCCGGCGACCUUGAAGAUGUCCGCCUUCUAGAUUCCUACGAUAAACGCGAUAUUGAAGACGGAACCAAACGGAUUCAGGUUAGAAUCUCCGGCAUGACAUGCGCCGCUUGUUCAAACUCCGUUGAAGCCGCUCUUAAGUCCGUCGACGGCGUAAUUGAAGCCUCCGUCGCUUUACUUCAGAAUAAAGCCGACGUCGUUUUCAAUAAAAACCUCGUCAAGGAUGAAGAUAUUAAGAAUGCAAUUGAAGAUGCAGGUUUUGAAGCUGAGAUCUUACAUGAACCGGUUUCCGUUGGACCGAAACCGGUUGGUGAUAGUACGGUGGUUGGACAGUUUACGAUUGGUGGUAUGACGUGUGCGGCGUGUGUGAAUUCUGUUGAGGGAAUUUUGAAGAAUAUCGCCGGAGUGAAAAAAGCGGUGGUGGCUUUAGCUACUUCAUUAGGUGAAGUUGAGUUUGAUCCAAAAGUUAUUAGUAAAGAAGAAAUUGUUAGUGCAAUUGAAGAUGCUGGUUUUGAAGCUUCUUUUGUGCAGAGUACUAGUCAAGAUGAGAUUGUUUUAGGUGUUGUUGGUGUUGUUGAUGUUCAGGUUUUGGAGAGUAUGUUAAGUGGUUUUAAAGGGGUGAGGCAGUUUCGGUUUGAUCCUUUGUUGAGUGAACUUAAUGUUGUUUUUGAUCCUCAAGUUCUAAGUUCUAGAUCAGUGUUUGAUGGGAUUUGUGCAGUUAGUAAUGGCAAGUUUAAGGUGCAUGUUAGAAGUCCUUAUGCCAGAAUGGCUUCCAAAGAUGGAUCAGAGAGUGAAACCAUGUUUCGACUUUUUACUUCCAGCUUGUUUCUUAGUAUUCCUCUCUUCUUCAUGGGGGUAAUUUGUCCUCAUAUUCCAUUUAUAUACUCUUUAUUGCUUUGGAGAUGCGGGCCUUUCCUCAUGGAUGAUUGGUUGAAGUGGGCAUUAGUGAGUGUCAUCCAAUUUGUGAUUGGAAAGCGCUUCUACAUAGCAGCUAUCAGAGCUCUUAGAAAUGGUUCAACAAACAUGGAUGUCCUGGUUGCUUUGGGAACUACGGCAUCAUAUGUUUAUUCUGUUUGUGCUCUUCUGUAUGGUGCUCUUACUGGAUUUUGGUCUACAACAUACUUUGAAACAAGUGCUAUGCUUAUAACAUUUGUAUUGUUGGGCAAAUAUUUGGAAUGUCUUGCCAAAGGAAAGACAUCUGAUGCCAUUAAGAAGUUAGUAGAACUGACUCCUGCAACAGCUCUGUUGGUUGUUAAAGACAAAGAUGGUAAAUCUAUUGAAGAAAGAGAAAUAGAUUCCCUGCUUAUUCAACCUAGUGACACAUUAAAAGUUCUUCCUGGUACAAAGAUUCCCGCUGAUGGUAUUGUUAGCUGGGGCUCAAGUUAUGUGAAUGAGAGUAUGGUGACUGGUGAAUCUAUACCUGUUUUGAAGGAGAUCAAUGCAUCUGUUAUUGGAGGUACAAUCAAUUUGCAUGGCGUCCUUCAUAUUCAAGCCACCAAAGUAGGAUCCGAUACAGUUUUGAGUCAGAUAAUUAAUUUGGUGGAGACAGCCCAGAUGUCCAAAGCUCCCAUUCAAAAGUUUGCUGAUUAUGUAGCAAGCAUAUUUGUUCCUACAAUUGUAGCUCUGUCAUUAUUGACACUAUUAUGUUGGUAUACUGCUGGGGCUCUUGGAGCUUACCCGGAUGAAUGGCUGCCGGAAAAUGGAAAUCACUUUGUUUUUGCCCUUAUGUUUUCUAUAUCUGUUGUGGUGAUUGCAUGCCCAUGUGCACUUGGUUUGGCAACACCAACUGCUGUCAUGGUGGCAACUGGGGUUGGGGCAAACAACGGUGUGCUGAUUAAAGGAGGAGAAUCCUUAGAAAGGGCUCAGAUGGUGAAGUAUGUUAUAUUUGAUAAAACCGGAACUCUAACUCAGGGUAAAGCCACUGUCACUGUUGCCAAGGUGUUUGCAGGAAUGGACCGUGGAGAAUUUCUUAAAUUGGUGGCUUCUGCUGAGGCUAGCAGUGAACACCCGCUGGCAAAAGCGAUAUUACAAUAUGCACGCCAUUUUCACUUCUUUGAUGGGUCCUCUCUUACCAAUGGUUCCCAGAAUGAUGUCAAUGAGUUAAAAUCAGGGUGGCUUUAUGAUGCCUCAGACUUCUCUGCUAUUCCAGGAAGGGGUGUGCAGUGCGUUAUAGAUGGACAGCGUGUUUUGGUUGGUAACAGGAAGCUGCUGGAGGAAAGUGGCAUAAAUAUUUCUACUGAAGUGGAAAGUUUUGUUGUAGAGCUUGAAGAAAGUGCCAAGACUGGGAUCCUUGUAGCAUGUGAUGGUAUAUUGAUUGGAGUCAUGGGCGUUGCAGACUCACUUAAGCGAGAAGCCUUUGUUGUUAUAGAGGGCCUCCAGAAAAUGGGAAUCACACCUGUUAUGGUUACAGGAGAUAACUGGAGAACAGCUCGCGCUGUUGCCAAGGAGGUUGGUAUUCGAGAUGUUAGGGCAGAGGUUAUGCCUGCAGGAAAGGCUGAUGUUGUUCGUUCAUUCCAAAAAGAUGGAAGUAUAGUUGCAAUGGUGGGUGAUGGUAUAAACGACUCUCCUGCAUUAGCUGCUGCAGAUGUUGGUAUGGCAAUUGGAGCUGGAACAGAUAUUGCAAUAGAAGCCGCUAAUUAUGUGUUGAUGAGAGAUAAUUUGGAAGAUGUGAUCACAGCUAUUGAUCUUUCUAAGAAGACCUUUUCUCGUAUUCGAUUGAAUUAUGUAUUUGCGAUGGCCUACAAUAUUAUCGCCGUACCAGUUGCUGCAGGGGUUUUAUUUCCUUCACUGGGGAUCAAGCUUCCACCAUGGGUUGCUGGUGCAUGCAUGGCUCUCUCGUCUGUUAGUGUUGUAUGUUCUUCUUUGCUUCUUAGAAGAUAUAGAAAACCCAUACUUACUACAAUACUUCAUGAAAUAGUUGUAAAUUAACAAGAAAUGAAAAAUAACAAUUUCAGAGGGUGCAAAUGAGUUGGACCCUUGUAAUUCCAAUUUUGUGCAUUUUCCUUAAGAUCCUCUCACGUGCGCGCUCAUUGUGCAAUUGUAAUUGUAGCCGCCAAUUUAUUGUAAAUUUACUUGUAAUUGCAUAGCCCUCA